CCCGGGAACGCACAGGGUCUUGUCCGUGGAUGCAACGCUUGCCCCGAGAGACCCCCAAGCUCCUGGCCAGUUUGGGCGGCCUGUUGCAGUCCCUGGCGGUAAACAAGAAGAAGCAAAAAGUAGAUGGAAAGAAGGAAACUUUAAUGUCUACCUCAGCGAUUUGAUCCCCAUAGACCGAGCCAUAGCGGACACCAGGCCUGCCGGGUGCUCUGAGCAGCGGGUUCACGAUGACCUCCCAACCACCACCAUCAUCAUGUGCUUUGUGGAUGAAGUGUGGUCCGCCCUCCUUCGCUCCGUUCACAGCGUCCUCAACAGAUCUCCUCCACACCUGAUUGAAGAAGUCAUUUUGGUGGACGACUUCAGCACUAAAGGGUACCUCAAGGAGAAGCUGGACAAAUACAUGUCACGGUUCACAAAAGUGAAGAUCCUCCAUCUCAAGGAGAGGCAUGGUCUAAUACGGGCCAGACUGGCAGGAGCGGCAAUCGCCAAAGGCGCUGUCCUGACGUUCCUGGACUCGCACGUGGAGUGCAAUGUGGGGUGGCUGGAGCCACUGCUGGAAAGGGUCCGCCUGAGCCGGGCUAAGGUCGCCUGCCCUGUCAUCGAGGUCAUCAGCGACAAGGACAUGAGCUACAUGACCGUGGACAACUUUCAGCGUGGGAUUUUUACUUGGCCAAUGAAUUUUGGAUGGAGGCAGAUUCCGCAAGAGGUCAUCGAGAAAAAUAAAAUCAAGGAAACUGAUAUAAUAAGGUGCCCAGUCAUGGCAGGUGGCCUUUUUUCCAUCGAUAAGAAGUAUUUUUUUGAGCUAGGAAUGUAUGACCCAGGACUGGAUGUUUGGGGAGGUGAAAAUAUGGAGAUUUCAUUCAAGGUCUGGAUGUGCGGAGGAGAGAUUGAGAUUGUUCCGUGCUCCAGAGUUGGGCACAUUUUCAGGAACGACAAUCCUUAUUCCUUCCCAAAAGAUCGGGUGAGAACAGUGGAGAGGAACUUGGCCCGUGUUGCAGAGGUCUGGCUGGACGAGUACAAGGAGCUAUUCUACGGCCACGCUUACCACUUGGUCUUGAAAAACCUGGAUGUUGGUGACCUGACUCAACAAAUCCAACUGCGAAAGAAGCUUCAGUGCAAAAGUUUCCGGUGGUACCUGGAGAACGUCUACCCGGACCUGGAAGCUCCCCUGGUUAAAGCCAGCGGGCUG
Molecule: messenger RNA, 1189 nt
Organism: Phaethon lepturus (White-tailed tropicbird)
Lineage: Eukaryota; Metazoa; Chordata; Aves; Phaethontiformes; Phaethontidae
Gene: GALNT5
Product: polypeptide N-acetylgalactosaminyltransferase 5
Exons: 7
Cellular component (GO): Golgi apparatus
Source: RefSeq, a predicted model, not a curated record